AUGAGCCCCGGCGCGGCGCGGGCCGUUGCGCUGCCCGGAGCCCCCGGAGUGCCAGGCGCGGGGGGCGUCGGGGGGCGGCCGGCCUGGGCGCUGGGCGCGCUGUGCUUGCUGCUGUCGUCGGCGGCGGCCGCCGCGUGCCUGCGACUGGGCGUCCAGGCGGCCGCGCUGCAGCAGCGGGUGGCGGCGCUCGAGCAGGAGCUGCAGCUGCUGCCGCACCUGGAGCAGCUGGUGCGCGAGAAGCUGGACGGAUUGGUCAAGCUCCGGAAGAUUCGAGAAGCUCCGACCGAGUGUGUCUGCCCCCCCGGUCCCCCUGGACGGCGCGGUAAGCCCGGAAGAAGAGGCGACGCCGGCCCGCCUGGCCCCGCGGGACGAGACGGCUACCCGGGGCCGCUGGGUCUGGACGGGAAACCUGGACUGCCAGGCCCCAAGGGUGAAAAGGGUGCACCAGGAGACUUCGGCCCCCGGGGAGACCAGGGGCAUGAUGGAGCUGCUGGGCCUCCAGGACCCCCUGGCCCUCCCGGGGUACAGGGUCCACCUGGAGACACUGGGAAGGAUGGACCCCGGGGGGCACAGGGCCCUACGGUAAGAGAGGGAGAGCAAGGUGAAACUGAUGGCGCCAUAGGCCCAGUAGGACCCCCGGGGCCCAGGGGUGAGCCCAGUGUCUCGGGAAAAAAGGGAGAUGACGGGUCCCCGAGCCAGCCUGGGCCUCCUGGACCCCCAGGGCCCAAGGUAGGUACCUGGUCCGUCAGACCAGGCUCCGGGCUGCAGCCUCCCUCUCCACAGGGCGAGCCGGGCCAGCGAGGGGCCGACGGAGCCGUGGGAUCACGGGGCUUCCCAGGCCUGAAGGGCGAGCAGGGGGACACGGUGGUGAUCGACUACGACGGCAGGAUCCUGGACGCACUGAGGGGACUUCCUGGACCACAGGGGCCCCCGGGGCCACCAGGACACCCCGGGCCCAAGGGCGAACUUGGGCUACCCGGAGCCCCGGGAGCUGACGGGGAGAAGGGCCCCAAAGGCGCUAAAGGAGACCCUGGAGAGACGGCGCCAGCAGGGCCCAAAGGGGACGCGGGAGAGAUGGGGCUGCCAGGCCUCCCGGGGCCUGCUGGGCUCAAGGGGCAGAAAGGAGAGCCAGCGGCGGCCGCAGAGAGCUUGGCCCAGGUCAUCAUGGAGCCGGGCCCCCCCGGGCCCCCAGGUCCCCCGGGCCCUGUGGGCCUACAGGGAGUUCCAGGUCCCAAGGGCCUUGAUGGAGCCAAAGGAGAGAAGGGUGCAUCAGGGGACAGGGGUCCCAGCGGGCCGCCCGGGCCAGCGGGUCCACCAGGCCUCAUCGGGCUGCCAGGAACCAAAGGAGAGAAGGGCAGAGCCGGGGAGCCAGGGCUGGAUGGUUUCCCCGGACCCCGUGGCGAGAAGGGAGAACAAAGCGACCGGGGAGAGAAGGGUGAACGAGGAGUCCCCGGGAGGAAGGGGGUCAAAGGUCAGAAAGGGGAGCCGGGGCCACCCGGCCUGGACCAGCCCUGCCCUGUGGGCCCCGAUGGGCUGCCGGUGCCCGGAUGCUGGCACAAGAGGCCGCAGGCGGUGGUCAACGCGCGGGUGGGCGGAACCUUAGACGACUGUGGGCAGGGCCCCUAA
Messenger RNA from Sorex fumeus (smoky shrew), 1626 nucleotides. RefSeq names its product collagen type XXIII alpha 1 chain (gene COL23A1). The transcript is spliced from 28 exons. The record is from RefSeq and is a predicted model, not a curated record. NCBI's taxonomy places the organism in Eukaryota, Metazoa, Chordata, Mammalia, Eulipotyphla, Soricidae. Bases 1 to 1626 code for a protein of 541 amino acids.